Molecule: messenger RNA, 735 nt
Organism: Closterium sp. Yama58-4
Lineage: Eukaryota; Viridiplantae; Streptophyta; Zygnematophyceae; Desmidiales; Closteriaceae
Source: the annotation of a GenBank genome assembly
AUGCAGGAUCAGGCGAGCGGGAACGGCGCUGGCGGCAACGGGACUUCAAGCUACGCCGAACUCCCUUACAUGGACCAGGCGAGCGGGAGCGGCGCUGGCGGCAACGGGACUACGCCGACUCCCUCACAUGGUAAGGUGCAGUUCCGAUUUCGAUUCGUUUAUAUUCCCGGAUUCUUACUUUCUUUUUCGUUGUUUUCUCUCUUAAUGCAGCACCAGGCGAGCGGGAGCGGCGCUGGCGGCAACGGGACUUCAAGCUACGCCGAACUCCCUGACAUGGUAAGGUGCAGACCAGGCGAGCGGGAGCGGCGCUGGCGGCAACGGGACUUCAAGCUACGCCGACUCCCUGACAUGGACCAGGCGAGCGGGAGCGGCGCUGGCGGCAACGGGACUUCAAGCUACGCCGAACUCCCUGACAUGGAUCAGGCGAGCGGGAACGGCGCUGGCGGCAACGGGACUUCAAGCUACGCCGAACUCCCUUACAUGGACCAGGGGAGCGGGAGCGGCGCUGGCGGAAACGGGACUUCAAGCUUCCAGGGAGUCCCUGACAUGGAUCAGGCGAGCGGGAACGGCGCUGGCGGCAACGGGACUUCAAGCUACGCCGUACUCCCUGACAUGGACCAGGCGAGCGGGAGCGGCGCUGGCGGCAACGAGACUUCAAGCUACGCUGAACUCUUUUACAUGGACGACCGGGAGCGGGAGCAAACGGCGCUGUCGGCGGCGACAAGGAAGGUCUAG